UAUUUCGCGUACUCUGGUCACUCUGUUUGGGGCAGUGUUUUUAUUUUUAUUUUGUUUGGCUAUUUAUUUAAAUUUUACCAAUGCAGCCUUUUAUUGUUAUACGCAACUACAAGGCGGACGACGAACUGAAGUACCAGGAGCUGGUGCGGGACUAUAUCAUGUCCUUCUCCAACAAGUCCUUCUUCGUCUUUUGCUUCAGAGAGAUCACCCUGCAGUUCAUAGUCAUUACCUGGGCGAUAUUCUUCAUAUUUCUGGGCGUGCCGCUGCUCUUCUGCGCCCUCACAGUGCCGAUCUGCAUAUUUUGCCUCUUUGUCGGCACAUACUUUUCCUUCUACGCAAAGGCAGUGGAGCUGAUGCGGACGAAGCCAUCGCAAUCCCUGGUGGCCGAGUGCUACGAGCCCUUCAUCUUCCGCUGCUCACCCAAGGAGGCCAGCUACCAGAUCUUCAUUGAGAAUUGUCCCUACGAGGAGUCCGUUAAGAACAAAUUCCGUCGCCGGAUUGUGGCCGCGAUUAGUGUGAAGAACCAUCAUGCUGUUUACAAUGCAGCCUGGAUCUAUCGCUUCGCUUUGGAGCCGAACUAUCCCUACCAGACAAUCAUGGGUCCGAUGGUGAAGCUGCUGGCCAAGAACUGCGUCAGCGGUGGCUACGCCUCACUGGAGUGCACAAUGUCCGAGUGGCAGGAGUGCGAGCGAGACUUCUAUGACGACUUUGGCUUCGUCACGCGGCAAAUAUACCACAAGAAGAUCAUCGGCAGCAGCCUGUCGGUGAUGAAGACCCAGCUUACGUAUAGUCUGCGAGCAGAUGAGGCUCUUCACAAGCAACACUAGUGGCAUACCCAUGGUGCAAUAUAUCCAUAUAGAGAAUCUCGAUAUGUUCUGUGAAAUCUAGUUCAAUAUUUACGUAUUUAUUCUGUGAA
Messenger RNA from Drosophila kikkawai, 916 nucleotides. RefSeq lists its product as uncharacterized. The record is from RefSeq and is a predicted model, not a curated record. NCBI's taxonomy places the organism in Eukaryota, Metazoa, Arthropoda, Insecta, Diptera, Drosophilidae.